Molecule: messenger RNA, 1510 nt
Organism: Periophthalmus magnuspinnatus
Lineage: Eukaryota; Metazoa; Chordata; Actinopteri; Gobiiformes; Gobiidae
Exons: 5
Coding region: 6-974 (322 amino acids)
Molecular function (GO): DNA-binding transcription factor activity
Source: RefSeq, a predicted model, not a curated record
CAGUGAUGGUUUGUUGCUCAUCUCCUGCCUGUGAUGAAGAAGAAGGGAGUUGCAGAAUGGAGGAUUUAUUUUGGAUCCCACCUUGCUUCCAUGUUAUUAAAAGAGGCGAUGGCUACAUUUCGGGUAUUAUCGACAAUGAAAAUGAGCUGACCACGCUGUUGGAGAGUCACAGCAGGGCCACUUAUACUUCAUACAUCAAGUGGUCCGACCACACGAGAGAAACUUGCAACAAUGGUCGACAGUUUUGGCAAGUGGACGACUACUCAGAGGAUGUGCCGCUGUGUGUGCGAAGGAGAAUCAUACUGGUGUGUCAGCACGGCAAGGCUUAUGUCAAAAAAGCAAAGGAGGAGUGCCGGGAUGUGGAACAGGAAAAUAUCAAAAGACGGGUUCGCACUAAAAGCUCAAAGAAACUGAACUGUCCAGCCAAACUAUUUAUACGACACAUCACAAGGUAUGACACAUUUAGUGUCAAAGGGGAUGCUUCCAGGACUCGAAAAGAAGAUGCUAUGAGAAGACUGAAGUUGGCACUGUCCGAAACACAUCCACCAACAUCAACAUUUUUGCACGUGAAACUUCCACUGGUGGAAGCUCACCGGAAUCAUGACAUUUACCCCAGUAUGAUGAUCAGUGGCUACAGUGGUGGGGUGCAGAGCAUGGUGGAGGUUGAAUCCAGUGGUGAAGGAGCUCUGCGCAUGGAAAACGAUGGCUGUAGAGUGGAGGGGAACAUGGACAUACAAGAUAAAAAGAAGAUUAAAUUAGCACAACAAACUCUCAGAAGAGAGCUGAAAAGGCUAACGGAAGUUUCAUAUUUAUUUGAAGACCUUAAAUCUUUAAAAACAACAUCUGCUUUGCUGAAAAAUGUCAGACAGUCUAUGGAAGCCCAGUGCCGUAAAGAAAACGGACUAAAUAAAGAGCAAAAUGGUAGACCACAAUGUGACAAACCAAAGACCAAACAGUCUAAGAAACAAAAAUGAAACAUUGAUAUUUUUAAAUAGCUUCUCAGAUUUUGUGUUCUAUAAUUUAUUUGCAAGACAAUAUUGAAUCCUGGAGUUAUUUUUCAGAUUUUUAGAAAACAUUUUUUUGCCCACAGACUAUUAGACACGACAGUAAGCUGUUUGAAAUGGGUGAAGUGUGGGGAGAGACAUUCAUCAAAUUGUUGCAGUUGGGAGUGAAUCUAAUGACAAAGAGUCCAGAGUUAAGUCAUAUAUACUAUGACUUAAGAUAAGAUAUGCCUUUAUUAGUCCCACAGUGGGGAAAUUCCAGACUCCUUGGCCACACUCCUGUGCAUGUCAGUGGGAUUUUUCAUAUUACAUCCAUGCCAUUUAGAUUUACAGUUGCUAAUGUUAUCCAACUAGACACUGAUAUAACAAGGCAAAUAACCAUUUAAAGGGCAGGCCACAAGAAUGGUAGUAGUUUGUGGCACCAUUCUUGGGACCAGCUUUCUACUUAUUGUGUAGUAUAUUGAAUUGUUACUUUCAAAAUAAAAAAUGGGUAACACAAAGUUGACCUU